Molecule: messenger RNA, 1698 nt
Organism: Cyclocybe aegerita
Lineage: Eukaryota; Fungi; Basidiomycota; Agaricomycetes; Agaricales; Hemipholiotaceae
Source: the annotation of a GenBank genome assembly
AUGGCAGCGACUGUGUCCAUCACGAAGCAUACUACGGCCUCAAAACCGUAUCCACAUAUCCUCUAUGUUGUCGAGAUCAAUGUCAAGGGGAAGCAGACUGUCAUUGAGCGUCGGUUUUCUGAGUUCCUGAUUCUCCACGAAGCCCUGCGCGACGAGUUCAUACUCCCACCCAAGAGGUACCUCUCAACAACCCUCCUUCCGAGUGCCUGGGUCGACGACGACCUCAUUGCGGAACGCAAGCUCGGGCUUGCGCGAUACCUCUCCUCACUCCUCUGGUCGGCAGAGUACCGCAAGCACCCUCUGUUCCUCGCUUUUCUCAAACGAGGCUCGACUUCCGAUAUGCGUCGUGGUAUUAGCGUGGAGGAUGUCCUGCCUUCAACGCUGCUGAAAUACCGCAACGGCGACACGGCGAAACAAGUGGGGUUAGACAGUGUGUUCGUGUCGAAGCAGGUGAUGAGUGGGUGGAAGAAUAUCCUAGCCGCGUAUUAUCCUGAGUGGAGUACUGCAAGCAUGCCGCCUGAGAAGUUGGACUACAAGAGGUUCGACAUCCUGUUUUUCGGGUUUGUCACCCCGAACUCAACUUCCUCUCUUGACUGGGGCGCGAACACCCAGGCAACCUUGAAACGCUUGGUCAGAUCUGCUGUAGGUAGCGGUGCUGGUACGAAGAUCGUCCUCUCCGUUGGGGGUUGGGAGGGCAGCCAGUGGUUCAGCCACGCAUGCUCGACUGCAAUUACUCGCAUGGCCUUGGUUGACGCCAUCGUAACUGCAGUCAACGAAUAUGGCCUACAUGGCAUCGAUAUCGAUUGGGAGUUUCCUAACUUCAAAGGGGUUGGCAACCCGUAUUCUCCUCAGGACGCGAAGAACCUCUUGCUGCUCUUCCAAGCCCUCCGUGCUGCCCUUGGUCCCGCCAUGAUCAUCUCGGCCGCCGUUGGACACUCACCUUGGUUAGACGAGGACGGCCUUCCGAUGAGGGACAUGUCGGCGUUCGCAGAUGAGCUCUCCUUCAUCAACAUCAUGAACUACAGCGUCUAUGAGACUUCUGCGCCCGGUCCUAAUGCACCACUUGGAAAUAUCAUCCUGAAGCCGAACAAACCCCAAACAACUGCUGGAGGUGCUUUCACGCAGUGGAAGGUCGCGGGUUUUCCGCCCUCGCAGAUGCUUCUCGGCCUCCCGCUUUUCGGUUAUGUAUUCAAGAGCAACAAGACGGGUUUUACGCCAUCUGCUCUCCAAGCUUCCACAGACGGCGAAGAGGCACCAAACGUGAACUACAGUCGUUCGGUGUUCAGAGGUGCCCACAUAGAAGUCGGGCCGAAGACUCCAAGCAAGGACAGCGACGCCAGGGCGAAGGCGAAGAAGACAGUAGAGGGCGGUGCUUUCCCUGAAGUCUCUAUGGCGGACUGGUGGGGAACCCGGAUCGCGUUCAAGGAUAUCGUUCAGACGGGAGCGCUCAAGAAAAUGUUCGACGGAAAUUAUACACAGGGGGAUGGCUACACUCUUGGAUGGGACGAAGGUAGCUCUACGCCCUUUUUGUUCGAUGUCAACCAGCACACUUUGGUCACUUUCGACAACACCCGAUCGCUUGCAGCGAAAGUCCAAUUUGCAAAGCAAAAUGGGAUGGCUGGAUGUUUUACGUGGUCUCUCGACCAAGAUGAUGAAUACGCCCUCCAAGAUGUCGUUCGAUCGGUCCUUCUAGAGUGA